Paramisgurnus dabryanus is the source of this 2541-nucleotide messenger RNA. It is a transcript of the gene shha, whose product is annotated as sonic hedgehog signaling molecule a. Gene Ontology annotation, biological process: cell-cell signaling; intein-mediated protein splicing; cell fate specification. Lineage: Eukaryota; Metazoa; Chordata; Actinopteri; Cypriniformes; Cobitidae. Gene Ontology annotation, molecular function: patched binding; calcium ion binding. The record is from RefSeq and is a predicted model, not a curated record.
CCUGUGGAGCCAAUCAGGUCCCUCCCUACCUCAGAUCGUAGCUAUAAUACAUAGGAGUAAAGAGGCUUCUCGCAUAAGUGGCCGUGGCUUCAACUAACGUUUUGAUUUCGAGGUCAGUCUUACCUUUCCCAUCCGCGCCGCAAACCUCCGAUGCGCUCCAUUAUCACGCGCACAUUUCCGCACCUGUCACGGUAGGGGACACGCUUAAAGUGAACCGGAGGAGGAGACGGCAAGGACAUCGCUGGAAAUCCGCGCAUUGAUAACGCAGCACGAGAGAUCCCGGUAGACGGACUGCACGGGGCGCUCUGUAAAACACCGCAUCCCGGGAUUCGCGCGACAUUCACCGUGCCAAAAUGCGGCUUAUGACGAGACUGGUGCUGGUGUCUUUUCUCAGUCUGUCCUUGGUGCUCUCCGGACUGGCCUGUGGUCCUGGCAGAGGCUACGGCAGAAGAAGACAUCCGAAGAAGCUGACACCUCUCGCAUACAAGCAGUUUAUACCUAAUGUCGCGGAGAAGACCUUAGGAGCCAGCGGCAGAUAUGAGGGCAAGAUAACCCGCAAUUCAGAGAGAUUUAAAGAACUUACUCCAAAUUACAAUCCCGACAUUAUCUUUAAGGAUGAGGAGAACACAGGCGCGGACAGACUCAUGACACAGAGAUGCAAAGAUAAGCUGAAUUCACUGGCCAUCUCUGUAAUGAACCAGUGGCCAGGGGUUAAGCUGCGUGUAACCGAAGGCUGGGAUGAAGAUGGUCACCAUUUUGAGGAAUCACUCCAUUAUGAGGGAAGAGCUGUUGAUAUCACUACCUCUGACCGAGACAAGAGCAAAUAUGGGACUCUCUCACGGUUAGCAGUGGAGGCUGGAUUUGACUGGGUCUAUUACGAGUCCAAAGCUCACAUCCAUUGCUCUGUCAAAGCAGAAAACUCAGUUGCUGCUAAGUCCGGAGGCUGUUUCCCAGGUUCGGCUUUGGUCGCAUUAAAAGACGGGAGGCAGAAGGCCGUGAAGGACCUGAGACCCGGUGACAAGGUGCUGGCGGCGGACAGCGCGGGAAACCUCGUCUACAGCGACUUCAUCAUGUUCACAGACAGAGACACGACGACGCGACGUGUGUUUUACGUCAUAGAAACAAAAGACGCCGCCGAAAAGAUCAUGCUCACCGCGGCUCACCUUCUUUUUGUCCUCGACAACUCCACGGAUGAUCUCCACACCAUGACCGCCGCCUUUGCCAGCUCUGUCAGACCCGGACAAAAGGUGAUGGUUGUUGAUGAUAGCGGUCAACUUAAAUCUGUCAUCGUGGAGCGGAUAUACACGGAGGAGCAGCAGGGCUCGUUCGCACCAGUGACCGCCCAUGGAACCAUUGUGGUCGACCGAGUACUGGCGUCCUGUUACGCCGUCAUAGAAGACCACAGUCUCGCACAUUUGGCCUUCGCGCCAGUUAGGCUGUUUUAUCACGUGUCUUCUUUCAUAUUUCCUAAAUACUUCACCAGUAAGUCCAAUGCGACUUUACAACAUGAGGGAGUUCACUGGUACUCUAAACGCCUUUAUCAGUUGGGAACGUGGCUUUUGGACAGCCACAAGCUUCAUCCUUUGGGGAUGUCAGUAAACUCAAGCUGAAAAGCCUCUUGUGGAAAUAAAGCAAGAAAUCACAUAAUGUAGGAUAUAAGACAAUAUUAGUACAAGAGAGAAUGAAAGAGAGAAAGAAAGAGAGACAAAUGCCCUAAGCGGAGAGGUGGGAUAUUUAUUACAAUGACUUUAAAAGUUGUCAUUUUCAAAGAAUUAAUGGAGCCUUAAAAGUUUUCUUUGCAUUAUUUAUUCUCGCGUGAACUCAGGCUGGUGGCACACAAACGGAAUCUAAAGCGGUGUGAUCAGCCAGUGGUGCCGAAUCUAUUUUUGUAUAUCUUCUGUAAACUGGAAAAAGACAAUAAAGAAGAGAUAAUGUAAGAAAAAACUGAAUGAAAAGAGAAACUGUCAUGAAAGGUUGUAACAUUCUGUGCAUAUGUGCAAAUGACUGUUAUAUUUUGGGGGUAAGCAAACGCCGUGGGGCUCCAGAAAUUAUAUUUUUAUACACAGAAUUGUACAUUAGAUUUUGACCGAUCGUUACCUAAUCACUUUUCGUUUUUUGAAAUAGUGUAAUAUACGAGAAUAUAUUUUAAUUUAAAUAGUCUUGUGCUGUUUUUGUUUAGAUUUUUUAUUAUUUUGUCAUUGUUUUUGUUGUCAGAAUGGGACAGACAGCCUCUAUUUCAAGGAAUAUAAGUCAUUCGUUACUUAUUUCUGGUCUCAUCGUUUUUUGUAUUUCUUUUGAGAAAAUACGAAAUGCACAUUCUGACAAAGACAGUAACGACGAUAGUCCCACAGUGGAGAGAAAAACGUUUUCGUUAAAUAAAUUAAUAAGUAACUACUGUAAAUUACUAAAAUGUAUUUUUCUUUUCAUAUUUUGUAAUAGGUAAAUAGUUUUAUAGAAAUAAAAUGCAGCUGAUGCACAGUUUGGAUAGCAUAUGACUGAGUGGCCAUAACAGCCUAUACCUUUCAUUAAGGCAAGGUGUCA